Molecule: messenger RNA, 2103 nt
Organism: Eucalyptus grandis
Lineage: Eukaryota; Viridiplantae; Streptophyta; Magnoliopsida; Myrtales; Myrtaceae
Product: calmodulin-binding protein 60 D-like
Exons: 8
Coding region: 15-1697 (560 amino acids)
Biological process (GO): regulation of salicylic acid biosynthetic process
Cellular component (GO): nucleus
Molecular function (GO): sequence-specific DNA binding; DNA-binding transcription factor activity; calmodulin binding
Source: RefSeq, a predicted model, not a curated record
UUGAUUCUCUGGUGAUGUUGAAGAGGCAAUUUCAGGAGGAGGAUAAAGAGGGCAGUCCUGGUUUUUCGGCUCAAGGAUCAAAAAGAAGGCCUAACACUAAUUAUUGGAGAAAUGUGACCGGAGGGCUUUCGCCAGAGGAAUUUGCAUCUCUUUUGGAGCCUCUCUUUCGGAAAGUGGUUCGUGAGGAAGUGGAACGUGUGAUCUCGUGCUUUCAGGAUCCGCUGUUGAGAAUGCCAUCUAAUCCCAUUGGAACUUCUGAAGCAAGCAGUCUGCGACUGCAAUUUGUUACCAAAGUACCGGCAACCAUCUUCACUAGCAGUCAGAUAGAAGCCGAGGACGGUACACCUCUCUGGAUUGAACUAGUCGAUGGCAGGACAAAUGAUAGGAUUACAAGUGGGUCCCUAUCUUUGAUAAAGAUCGAGAUUGUUGUCCUUGAUGGCGAUUUCGGGUUGGACGAGGAAGAGGAUUGGACUGAGAAUGAAUUCAAUUGCAAUAUCGUUCGCGAAAGGGAAGGGAAAAGGCCACUGAUAACCGGGGAGCUGACUGUGAUGCUGCAAGGAGGAAUUGUUUGCCUCCGUAAUUUAGUCAUUACUGACAACUCGAGCUGGAUGAGAAGUCGGAAAUUCAGGUUAGGAGCUCGAGCUGUUCAAAAGGUUUCAGCAGAAAUAAGAAUAAGGGAAGCAAGAAGUGAAAGUUUCGUCGUUAAGGAUCAUCGAGGAGAGCUUAACAAGAAGCACCAUCCUCCAUCACUGAGUGACGAAGUGUGGCGUUUAGAGAAAGUAGCCAAAGAUGGCACUUUACAGAAGCGCAUGGCUUUGAGAGGAAUCAACACUGUUCAGGAUUUCCUCCAGCUGCACGAAGCCGAUGCACCCUCUCUAAGAAAUAUACUUGGCAAUGGGAUCCCCAAGCGGACAUGGGAGACGAUUGUCAGACAUGCUAGCACCUGUGCGGUCAACGAUAACAAGAUGUACGCUUUCUACCAAGCUUCGAACAAGGCCAGUAUACUUUUCAAUUCAGUAUUGAAAGUAGCUCAAGCAACACUCAACGGCCAAAUUUACCAGUCCGUAGACAAAUUGACCCAGUCUCAGAAGAUUUUGGUACAGAAUUUGAAAUGGCUAGCUUACAAUAACAAGAAUCAGUGGGUGGCGCUCGAUGCCCUACCCAACAUCACUCCUCCGAGAGUCCUGACCAACUUGCCUACAGAGCCGUCAAUCGGCCUGAGCCCGCCUCUUCAUCAUCUAGAUUACACGGUCCUAAACCGAGAGAACAGGCAAUUAGAUUGUCUGGGGCCACAGAGUCAUAUCACCGCAAAAAUCUUUAACCCAACCAGAGCAAACAGCUUAGCAAGGCAGGACUUUUCGUCCAGUUUUAGUGCCGGCGAAAGCAGUCAUCAUCCCAGUUACUCACGAGGACUGUUUGCGCCGAACAUCCAUCCAUCUCCUGAGGAGCUUUUCAAAGCGCCAUCUCCUGUCCCUGGCAUUUUGAUGUGGACACCAGAGCAUACUUUCGUCAUCGAAUCGAGUGGCGGGGCAGAUUUCGGGAUCUGUCCACCUUGCACGGAUUAUGGAGUCCGCAAGUCUAGGAUUUCAAGGCCCAGGGCGGCAUGGUGCAAGAUCCGUGCCGUUGUGAAGUGGGGAUCGGUUCGGCGAAUUGUGGCUGCGAAGAGAACGGCAAUGUUCAAUCUUGCACAUUAUUAAGAUGUAUGCAUGGAAACUCCCACCUCCAAGAGAAAUUUCGGUGCCCCAAGAGCGCGAAGCUCUCUUCUACACAAUCCAAUCUUCAUGGGCGAAGUAUCCUUAUUCUUACUUAAGAAGAAAAGGAAACUCAUAAUGCUUGACAUGCAAUGAUUGGUUUGGACGGAUGAGAAUUUCGUUUUCGGGGAGCACCAAAUUUCUCCAAUGCAUCUAAGUAGCAACUGCCCUAGAUGCAUCAAUUUCUUAUUUUGACUAAGCAUCUAAGGAUAAGUGCCAAUAGAACGUGUCUUCUUUGUAUACAUCACGCAAGCUGGUGUUAUAAAGUACCUCAGUGCAAGGGUUCUUCUUCAAGAAUUGUAAGCCUUUUUGUUUUCUUCUUCAAGAAUUGCUUGGCAUUUUGUUCGUGCCA